This is a messenger RNA of Pectinophora gossypiella (pink bollworm), 5150 nucleotides long. RefSeq lists its product as uncharacterized. Bases 502 to 3033 code for a protein of 843 amino acids. Gene Ontology annotation, cellular component: plasma membrane. Gene Ontology annotation, biological process: iron ion transport. The record is from RefSeq and is a predicted model, not a curated record. The transcript is spliced from 12 exons. Lineage: Eukaryota; Metazoa; Arthropoda; Insecta; Lepidoptera; Gelechiidae. Gene Ontology annotation, molecular function: copper ion binding; oxidoreductase activity.
GGCAAAGAUGCUCUUAACAGAUCCUUACGCAUAGUUCCGGCCAUUGAAGACUCAUUUUCCAAUAAAAAUAAAUAAUACAGAGCAAGGAACGGUCAAAAUAGCAGUCCAGUUAAGAGCUUCCUUGCGACUGGCGCGACGAAAUCUUUGUCCAUUGCGCUCGUUCUAUUUUUGAUUUCUGCCCGCGAAAGUUUUCUAAUCUCACAUAACGCAAAUGGCAUUAUUCAUGGCCAGUACGAUUAAGUUGCCUACCAGCGAUUGUUAACGAAAAAGGUCGAAAUUUGUUGAACUUUUUGAACAAAGUUCCGAGGACUUUUCACAGUGGAUCCUUUCGUGAAGAGAAAGAUGAAAAUUUUUAAAAAGAAGCUUCGUUUCUCAAUAGCCUCGGGUUAUUUCUAAGACUUUUUGUUACCAGAAAUUGUUUUGUUGGUUUAUAAAAGUAUUGUAUUUAUUUCACAUAUCAGCAGCGACUUUUAUCGGGAGUUUUUACUUUGGAAUUUUUUGAUGAGGUACAUAUUCCUAUUCUUCUCCAAGCCGAACCACUGCAGACUCGCCAAAAUGCAUCAAAGUUGGAGCGGAGUUAGUUCUGUGGUGUUAGCCCUCAUAUUAUUUAAUGCACUAGGAAUCAACACACAAAUCGAAGAUAUCACAACAGAACAAAUAUAUGAAAGGACAACUGAAGAUUUAGUUGACUUUACUACUGACGUCGUAGAAGACGCUAACGUCAGACAGUCCAGAACGGAAAACAAAAGCUUAGAUGACGUCACUAUUGAUGACCCAAGUGACGCUAAGCCACUUAAUGUCAAAGUGGUUACAAAAGCAGAGAACAAGACAUUAGAAAUCGCAUCUAGAGUCAUCAUGCCUUUAACAAAUUCAUCGACAAACGAUCUGAGCGAUAAGGGUAGAAGAAAACCAGUAGCUUCAGUGGCUUCUGUGAGACAUCCAGUGGAAAAGCUCCAAGUGGAAGACGUUAGGAAAGCAAUGAGUAAAGCUGCGCAGAAGCCUCUAUUUAAACACACACAAUACGAUGAAGUGACUGGAGAGUUGAAAGACGGUGAACAUCCUUGUAAAAGAGAAUGCAGGGAAGGUGAGGAGCCUAUGAUAUGUUACUACCAUUUUGACCUGGAGUGGUACCACACUAUGAGCAAAGCUUGCUAUUCCUGUCCGUACGUAGAAGCUGAUUGUUCUAGACCUGACUGCAUUCCAGCUGAUGGCAUGAGUAGACCUUUAAAUGUGGUUAACAGGAAAAUGCCUGGACCGGCUAUAGAGGUAUGCCAUCGUGACAGGAUCAUCGUGGACGUGGAAAACGACCUGAUGGCUGAGGGCACGACGAUGCAUUGGCACGGGCAGCAUCAGAGGGGGACUCCCUACAUGGAUGGGACACCCUACGUCACCCAGUGUCCUAUACCACCUGAGACUACAUUCAGGUAUCAAUUCAACGCGUCUGAAGUUGGCACCCAUUUCUGGCACUCACACUCAGGCAUGCAGAGAGCUGAUGGAGCCGCAGGCGCAAUGAUCAUCCGGAGACCGAAGUCGCAGGACCCUCAUGGAAGAAUGUAUGAUUAUGAUAGAUCAGACCACAUAAUGCUGGUAACGGACUGGAUCCACGAGUUGUCUGUAGGCAUGUUCACCGACCACCACCACUCGUCGGGAGACAACAAGCCACCGACACUGCUCAUCAACGGAGUAGGACGGUUCAAGAUCUUCGAUAACAGCACGAGCAACAAGCCACUCUAUAUGAAGACUGCCAGGUUUAAUGUUGAACAGGGCUACAGAUAUCGUUUCCGAUUGAUCAACGCGGAGUUCCUGAACUGUCCGAUUGAGAUGUCAGUGGAUGGUCACAACAUCACGGUGAUUGCAUCCGACGGGUUUGACUUGGAGCCUAUUACUGCAACAUCAUUAGUGACGUACGCCGGAGAGAGGUACGACUUUAUUCUCGACGCGAAUAAUGAGAUUGACAACUACUGGAUCAGAUUCCGAGGACUCAUGGACUGCGACGAGAGGUUCACCAAAGCAAAGCAAGUAGCUGUCCUUCACUACGAAGGAGCCAUGGAAUCGGAGCCCAGCGGUGAUCCCACGUGGGAGGAACUACAUAACGAAGGACUGCAACUGAACGCCCUCAACAAAGGGGAAGAAGAAGAUGAAACUGUCAGCGUAGCAGAGAUGCAGUCCCUUGCUGGCUACGACGACAGUUUGAAGGACCACGCUGACUACCAGUUUUACUUGGCCUAUGACUUCUAUGCGAAGAACAACUCGCACUUCCAUCGGUCACCCUAUUAUGGAUACUAUCAAGUUCCUGAGAAGUCCAAUCGACUUUACACGCCGCAACUGAACCACAUCAGCAUGAAGAUGCCUUCGAGUCCCCUCCUCAUCGCUCGACCGUCUCCCGACCAAUUUUGCAACGCAUCAAGCAUCGACAAAUCCUGUAAACAGGGAUUCUGCGAAUGUCCACACGUUCUAUCCGUGCGUCUCAACUCUGUUGUAGAAGUCAUCAUUGUAGAUGAAGGAGUCACCUUCGACGCAAACCAUCCGUUUCACUUACACGGACACAACUUCAGAGUAGUUGGUAUGAGACGGCUAGCUAAUCAAACCACCGUUGAAGAUGUCAAAGCGUUCGAUAAAGCUGGUUUCAUGACUAGAAAUUUGAGAAAUGCACCUUUAAAGGAUACUGUCACGGUUCCCGAUGGAGGGUAUACAAUUAUCAGGUUCAAAGCUGAUAAUCCUGGGUACUGGUUGUUCCACUGUCACAUAGAGUUUCAUGUUGAAGUAGGUAUGGCUCUCGUAUUCAAAGUAGGAGAGCAUAGAGAUAUGAAACCAGUGCCUAGAGAUUUCCCAACGUGUGGUAGCUACAUGCCUGAUAAUAAUUUAGAACUAGAAACAGAAAAGCCACAAACAGACAAUCAGUUCAUACAAAUAACUCAUUGGUGGCCUGUUGUCGUAGUAAACAAUACUUCGUCAGCCGCGUCUAGUAGUUAUCUUUCUAGAAUUGUUAUUGUAUGCAGUAUUUGGAUUUUAAAAUUCGUAAUCGGCACCUAAUUAGACACUUAUAGUCCUAGUUUUAAGUUUUCAUUUAAAAUGAGAUUCUGAAAGAAUUUAAUUUUGCUAUACGAGUAAAUAAUUUUACGAAUUUGUACUUACUGUGUGUACAUUUUUAAUUUAUUGUUUAUUUUUAAAUCUGUUGCGAUAGACGGCUUUUAUUAAAUUUCCACGUAUUUAUUGGAGUGUACUUACGUACCGUUAUGUGUUUUCAUUAUUUACGAAACUGUAUUGAAAUGUGGUGAUACUUUAAACAAUGUUCGAAACAACCAAUAAUUCUAUACACAUUUUUUGUACAUAUUUUAUAUUAAGCAUAAUAGUUUUGGAUUUUAGCAGAGCUUAUUUAUUCAAUCUUCUAUUGUGUUGGUUGUAAGGUGGAUUAUCAACCUCAUCAACUGGUGUUAAGGUUACAAUUGAGCCGCUAAAGGCCCCUGACGUGACUCAUGCAACGUACUCAUCAGUAAGUAGUAACUGCGACUACUUAAAUUACGAUAACCAAUGAAGACAGAGGAAGACAUGAGACUUAUUAACCUUACAUCAUUAUUGUCUUUCAACUAAUAGAAGGGCAGAAACGACUAUACGAUUGCUUCUAUGCUGUUCUGGGAGCAAAUAAAAAACAUAGAACACGUUCAGCUGCUUGUCUUCCCGGGCAUGUCGUAAAAACAGAGGGAUUGCGUCCUCUAACAUGAUGGACUAAUGUUAUGGGCGAUAGGCUGAUCCCUUAUCACCAUAAGGUUCAUCAUAUCCAUCUUAGGACUUCGUAUCAACAGUGGCUGCAAGUUGUCUUUGAUUACUUGUGGCUCUGCCCACCCCAUUUGGGAUUACGGGCGUGAGUUUAUGUAUGUUAUGUUUAUGUAAACGACUAUAUUUGGAGUUGGGCUGAUCAGAGUUACAUCCAUCGCAAGAUGAACUGAGCACUCACGCUUGGCCUUCGAGCUUUCUUUUAGACCAACAUGAUCAACGUGAGUGGUGAGCCGUAUGACCUAACUCAGAAGGACAAAGAUAUAAAUCACAUUUUGAUGGUGUAUGAAGUACAUACGAGUAAGUAGAUUAGUUUGAGAGUAGUAUGUUACAUGAGAUUACGAAAAAUUAUAAAACAUUUGAGUGAGCAGUUAAAAUGUGCUUCCCGGUCAACUUGGGUGAUGGGAGAAGCAUCGGUAAUCGGUUUAUUCAAACAUAUAAAGUUGUAUGACUGCGUUCACGCGGAAAAGUUUGCCUCGCGUAUUUGCAGCGUCGCGUCUCUAAACGAGGCUGUCGUAUCGCUUUAAAUAAUUCUUAAUUUUAUAUCCGCUACAGACGGUAGAGAUACUGCAAAAUGUUAUCUUUUAGCGCCUAUUAUACUACUCUGUGUAUCGGGCCCGUGUUAAAUGUUGAGCGGGGCCACGAUUUCGCCACAGCGUACUUUAUUAAGUACGCCGCGCCGGUAACUUGCAGUCAAGCGUCAUGGAUGCAUGGGGCCCGAUGGACUGGGUAGUGUAACACUUUAAAUCGAUCGAUAUGCGAGAGAGAUUUUACGAGUAUUUUUUUCUUUGGUGAUUAAUAUCGUGAAGGUAAAAUAUGACAAUAUAUUUUAAUUGCUGUUUGUAGCGGUAAUAAUCAAAUUUUAAUAGAUGAUGAACUAUUUUGAACGUAAUUGUCUGUGAUUGGAGUAGACCCUUGCCAAAAAUGUUGAUUAGCAAAACGUUUUACGUAAGAAUUUAUUGAAAAAUACUAUAAAUUUCUGUGAAAUUACGUAAAAGUUGUGAGUGUCAGAAUGGUCGGUCACUUGGUGUGUUUAAAGUUGAAAUGGUGUUCACUACGUCAGGAUGGCCGAUCAUUUAAUUAAAAAAAAAUUGAAAGAAAAUGUCUGUUAAUAGACACUAAACCUCACUGAUAGGGAAGCAAUGUUUAAGCACCAUUUCAACUUUAAAUAGGUACGCCGAAUGACCGUCCAUUCUGACGCUCACUAAAAGUUUUGUGAAAAUUGCGUAAUAAUUUUGUAAAAAUUUGCGUAAGAAUUUCGAUAUUAAAUGUCGCUGAUGAUAUGUGAUAUUAUAUUUAGUUUUAAUUAGUUAUAGACAAUGUAAUUUAAUCGAUUUAUUUUAGUAAUAACAAAACACAAUUACAUUUAUUGAAAA